This is a messenger RNA of Mesorhabditis spiculigera, 1881 nucleotides long. The record is from the annotation of a GenBank genome assembly. Lineage: Eukaryota; Metazoa; Nematoda; Chromadorea; Rhabditida; Rhabditidae.
AUGAUGUGGAUCCGCGGAAUGGUGGAGAUUGACAAGAUUCAAAUAUUGAUCGGGGACCUGAUGCCAGAAGCCGUGCACAAAUUUCGGAUCGUUGAUUUCAUAGAAGCACUUACGAUCGCAUUGCGCGACCGUCUCGAUUUGGGAUGGGUCGAUAGGACGUACGAAGGCUUGAAUCUCAUUCUCAGGGCCCGCGAUGGCCAGGCGCUCGUCGUUUAUUGGGAUGAUGUUGACAACGCGCUAUUCCUUCUCCGUUCCGAGUACAAUUUCCGACGCGGUCGCUGCUUCGGCAGUUAUGAAAGAAAUGCAAAGGCGCUCUCCAGGAUUUGCGAGUUGAUGCGAAAAUUCCAAAUUCAAGCGGAGCGAAACGCGUUGCAUGUGUACGAGACGAAGGCGAGGCUGAAACAGGAAUGCGCCAAGUUCAACGAGUACAACAGGGACGCGACGGGGCUGGAUUUGAUGAUCGAUGCGAUCUGGCGCUCGAAGGCCAAGAGAGUCUCACCGUGGCGACGUUUCGGGCCCGAGGGAACGAUUUUGCGAAGGCCCAUGUAUCCGUUGGACGUCUCGCUUGGGCACGGCUACCAAUUCGCAAAAGCCUUCGAAACGAUGGGAAAUGACGAUCUACGAUUUAGUGCUCGAAAGAAGGAGAUCGAGAACUACCCAAAGAUCGUCCGAAUCACGGUCGAUUGCACGUGGGCUGGACGAUUGAAGAAUCCACGGCAACGCGACGUCAAUGAUUUCGUUCGAUCGCUGGGAUUCUACUGGGGAUCCCUCAUUCACAACGAAAAUCUGAAGGAUGUCCUCAAAGAACCGGGCGACUGCCUGCUUCGCGACGUUUUCGGCGAAUUCGAGCUGUUCACCCUGUCGCAAUUGGACGAGAAGAAGAACAUCAUCACCAGAAAGGUGUAUUUGCGGAACAACAAGCUCGUGAUCACGGACAAUGCCACCUUUCUGCUAACGUAUAUCGUGGCGCGCAAGUUGACGCCGGUGAAUCGACCGUAUUGCGACAAGACGAUCCGACUCGAAAUGUGCAUCCACCGGAUUGCCCAUGUAUUCCCCAUCCCGCAGACCCUCAUCCAGCUCGGGCUGCUUGGACCCAUGACUUUGGUGAUGGACCCGCGUCGGAAAUUGCCGGUACACACGAUCCAAGUCUUCCAGCUGGCGGAUGAACAAAAGGAUCGUCUCAUCACCCAGCUAUACGAUCGACGCAAUUUUGGAUUCGAACGCAUCUGGCGCUACAUCGGCUUCCAUUCCCCACCCCAGCAUCCCACCCAUCUGGUCAUCAUGAUGGAGAAUAUCAAGCUCGGCAGCGUCACCGAAUACGUCCGAUCGCAGACGCAGAAUCUCGAUCGGCUUGAGCUGUCGCGCUUCUGUUUCGAGACGUCGGAAGCGUUGCACUAUCUGGAGAAAUACGACUUUGUGCACAAGCGUCUCUCGGUUGAUUGCCUGCUGCUGACGUGUGAUCGUCAUGUGAAAUUGGUCAUUUAUGGGCUGUCGCAGGGAGAACUCUAUCCAACUACCGUCGAUCUCGAAGAUCCCGAACGCGCCAAGUGGGUUCCGCCGGAAUGUCUCCGAAGGGGCCGUACCCCAGAAGAUCCAUCCCCACACGAAUACGACAAUACAUCAGUGGUGCACACCUUCGGCACGGUCAUCUGGAGCAUCUUCCAUCAUUGCUUUGCCCCGUACGAACAGGAGACGGCGGCCGAGGUCACCUCGUACGCAUACCGAAUUGAGAACCCGCUCGACGUGAUGGACGACUACAUUCCCCAUAGCAUUGACAAGGUGAUGAACUCGUGCUGGUCGGCAGAUCCGGAUCGACGGCCCGACUUCAAGGAGAUCAAGGGCCAGAUCAGGAAGGCCGUCAGGGACAUGCUGCCAUUCCAA